ACUGAAGAAAGAGGGGGCAUUGAGAUCAAGAACUAUGGCACAUUUUGUUCUGAUCCAUGGUAUAUGUCACGGAGCUUGGUGUUGGUACAUGCUUGUCUCGCUGCUCCAAUCGGCCGGUCACCGUGUCACUCCAUUGGACCUCGGUGCCAGUGGAAUCAACCCGAAGCAGAUCAGCGAGCUGGAUUCUGUGUCGGAUUAUGCUCGGCCAUUGAUGGAAUUCAUGGCCUCUUUGCCUCGACACGAGAAGGUGAUACUAGUGGGACAUAGUUAUGGUGGGGUUGUCAUUUCCUUAGCCAUGGAAAGUUACCCUAAGAAAGUAUCAGCCGCUGUUUAUCUCACGGCUUUUAUGCCCAAUCUUCAUUCUCCUAUUGCAACCGGAGUAGCCGAGUUCUUCAAAAAUAUUUCGUCGGAGCCAAACAUGGAUUCGCAUCUAUGGUUUGAUGAUGGCCCCGAAAAUCCACCUACUCGUACCAUUUUUGGACCAAAAUACAUAGCUGCAAAGGUUUAUCAACUCUCACCAAAAGAGGACAGAGAAUUGGCCAUAACGUUGUUGAGACAAGGGAAGUUCUUUAUGAAAGAUUUGUCCAACGAAUCUCUGCUAACAAAAGAAAAUUUUGGUUCGGUUAAUCGGGUUUAUAUAGUUUGCAAAGAUGAUUUGCUGAUCAAAGAAAGCUUGCAGAAAUGGUACAUCGAAAAUAGCCCGACAGUCGAUGUUAAGUUCAUAGAUGGAUCUGAUCAUAUGGCCAUGCUUUCCAAGCCCCACCAGCUCCGCAAACAUCUCCAAGAAGUUGCUGAGAAAUAUAAAUGAUUCAUCAAUCAGAUAGUUCAGCCUAUCAUCUUCAAGAGAUAGUAUAUAUUAUGUAUGAUCCAAGUUUGGCCACAAUACACACACACACAUACAUGUAUGCAUGCAUAACU
Molecule: messenger RNA, 918 nt
Organism: Hibiscus syriacus
Lineage: Eukaryota; Viridiplantae; Streptophyta; Magnoliopsida; Malvales; Malvaceae
Product: methylesterase 10-like
Exons: 3
Coding region: 35-808 (257 amino acids)
Biological process (GO): salicylic acid metabolic process; jasmonic acid metabolic process
Molecular function (GO): methyl salicylate esterase activity; methyl indole-3-acetate esterase activity; methyl jasmonate esterase activity
Source: RefSeq, a predicted model, not a curated record